This is a messenger RNA of Myripristis murdjan (pinecone soldierfish), 2028 nucleotides long. RefSeq names its product carcinoembryonic antigen-related cell adhesion molecule 2-like. Gene Ontology annotation, cellular component: membrane. NCBI's taxonomy places the organism in Eukaryota, Metazoa, Chordata, Actinopteri, Holocentriformes, Holocentridae. Bases 83 to 1234 code for a protein of 383 amino acids. The transcript has 9 exons. The record is from RefSeq and is a predicted model, not a curated record.
AGCUCCUGCGCUGUGUCAGAGGAAAUUAGUUGCCUGAAUAAGUUUCUAUAAAACCAUUUGUUCCUCAUAUUUGUCAGUAGACAUGGCUUGCUGUGUGUUUUUCCUGGGCCUCCUGGCUGUGCUGCUCCUGGAGCUCACGGAGGGUGCAGAGAAAGUGUACUCUGCAGAGGGAGGUAAAGUCACACUGGAGCCAAUCGUUCCUGAUCAGUUCAAACCCCUCACAAGCAUCCUGUGGAAACAUAAUCGCAACAUGGUGGUGGAAUGGAUUAAGAAUUUAAAUUCUACAGAUUACUAUGGAAUGUUUGAUGGUCACACAAAUCUGGAUAUAGAGACUGGACAUUUGGAGAUCAGUACUUGGGCUCAUACUUACAGUGGAUUUUAUUCUGUGGAGUUUAAUGGCCAACUCCAGAGCAAGUUGUACACGGUUCAUGUGAUCAAGAAAGUCCCAAAGCCCACGGUGGGGGUGCGGCCACUGUCUUGUUCUUCUACUUCGUCCUCAUGCACCCUGAGCUGUGAAGGAGGGACCCCAGAGGCUGAACCAAUCACCUACAGUUGGAGGCGAGAUGAAGGAAAAUGGACUCAGUCAAGUAAACUGAUGAACAUCACCAAGGAUGACCACCAUGUUAAAAAGUUCUCCUGCCAGAUGAAGAACCCAGUUAGUGUGGAGGAGAGUGACCCAAGGAAGAAUCCAUUCUACCCAGAGAAAGUCCUAAAGCCCACAGUGGUACUGAAUUGUUCUCACACCCCGUCCGUCUGCACACUGCUCUGUAAUGGAGGGACCCCAGAGGCUGAACCAAUCACCUACAGUUGGAGGCGAGAUGGAGGAAAAUGGUCUCAGUCAAGUAAAUUGAUUGAAAUCACCGAGGCUGACCACCAUUAUGAACAUAUAUUCUGCCAGAUGAAGAACCCAGUUAGUGUGGAAGAGAGUGACCCAUGGAAGAAUCCAUUCUACCCAGAUCCUCCAGUUCGCCCUAUUGUGGGUGGGGUGUUAGCGGCUGUUGUUGUUGCUGUUGGUGCAGCAGCGGUGGUUGGUUUUCUGAAACGUGAUGCUAUAAAACAAAAGAUCUCUAACAGAAAUGGCAGUCCUCGAGGUGGAGAUCCUGCCAGAUCCUCAGGAGUAACGCCUCAUGAGGAGCAGCCCAUAAUGAGCUCUGAUAAAAUGACAGCUGGUAACACAGCAGCAAGUCCUGCUGAGGCCCAACAAGGAAGUCCAGAAGUUCUAACCAAGCUCUAACUAACCGAUCAUGAAGCACACCAAAAUGAAGAUGGGAGGUCAGAUGGACAACAACCAAGUGACAACAACAACAAACUAUUUUCACAGCAGCCAUUUUGACAUGAAACAGCAGGGUAAAGCAGGGCAGCUUCUAUGCCGCCCACUGAUCAGAUGUGAGACUCCAGUUCCUUUUACCGAUGUUUAAUAUCAUAGCAGAUCUUUGUAACAUCAUGGAAACACCAUAGAACUAAAAAUACAGACAGACAGACAUUAUAUAUAUAUAAAUAAAAUGUUUUUUUUUUUACAUCAUAUCAUUCAGGAAAUAAAAUGUGACUUCAUUUCAACAACAAAAUCAAACGAUACAAACCACUUUGCCUGCUUGCCGAUCAAUGAGGGGGUUCAAGUUCAACACUCCUGGUGAGGUAAUCUUCACAGUAUUUUGUAUUUAUCAUGAACUCUUCCAAACCUGUUAUGUCCCCCACACAUGUGGGCAAAAGAGAGACAGCACACCCGCUAGAGGCUCUACACUUUUUUUUUUUUUUUUUAAAGAGACUCUAAGGCUUGCUUCCGCAAUGAUGUAUAGGACAAAAGAAAACAAAAGAAAAGAAAACAAAUCUAGGAAGUUUUAACCAAACUUCAUAAAUAAAGCAAGCAUCACCUAGUGGUCAAUGCCUGCAAUUACAGCUUCUAUCCACAGACAGUAAGGCUCAGUAACAGCCAGCCAGUCUGCAUCUUGACUGUAUAUACUGCAGCUGAGGGUUUUGUAUAUGUACAUGGUCUGAAUGUGUGUGCAUGUGUGUGUGUAUGUGUGUAAU